Molecule: messenger RNA, 939 nt
Organism: Rotaria sp. Silwood2
Lineage: Eukaryota; Metazoa; Rotifera; Eurotatoria; Philodinida; Philodinidae
Source: the annotation of a GenBank genome assembly
AUGGACUUUGAAAAUUCAUCAUCAACACCAGAAAAGCUUGCUUUAUUGGUAUUUAUUGCUGCUAUUGUAGUUGGAAAUAUUUGUGUAUUUGUGACCUAUUUUGUACGUGCUAAUGGAAAACAUUGGUCAAAUAUGUUUGUAUUAGGCAUGGCCUUUAUUGACUUAUUUAUUGGUAGUUUUGUUCUUCCUAUGCGUUUUAUAAGUGCUUAUGGAAGUCCCUUAACAUCAAAAUUAUGUGCCGCUCUAUCCAUUGGUGAAUCGUGUGCAUUGGGUUCUGUUAUUUAUGCUAUCGGUUUUAUGGUUUAUACUCGUUUAUAUGAUUUAAAACAAACAUCAAUAAAUAUUCGUCGUCGAUAUCUUAUCAUAUUGUUAUUGAUAUCAUGGAUUGUUUUAUUUCUUUUCUAUGGUGUUCCAUUUAUGACGAAUUAUUCAAGUUAUCUUUUAACAAUUAUAUCAUCAACAACAAAUACAACAUCUUACUGUACAACAUACACAACAUCUAUUUAUCAUCCAAUCUGGAUGGCUUAUACAGAAAUUGGAAUCAUAUACUCAUUGCCACUUUUAUGUAUAUUUAUUGGUCUUAUUUUUCUUAUACGUCAUUUAUGGCAACGAAGACCAGCAAGGCUCGAUAAAAUUCAACGUAAACAAUAUCGUGAACAAAAAAAAAUGACAUGGCAUGUUGUUAUAUUAAGUUUCACAUUUAUUCUUUUAUGGUUACCUUGGAUUACAAUUCGAAUUUUCAUUAUAUUUCAUAAUACAAAAGAAAUUCAACGUGCUUUACAAAUAACUUAUUAUAUUCUUAUACUCAAAUCUGCAUUUUUUCCUAUCUUAUAUGCUUCAACAAACUCAUCAUUUCGUGGUUCAUUUGCGAUUUAUAGACAUAAGCGAAUAACAACUAAUAAUCGUGUAUGGACAGUGCGUGAACAUUUCGGAUAUUAA